GAAAACGCAGAGGAGCCGGAGCCGGGACUCGGCUGUGGCCGCUGUCCCUGUCCCCGCCACGGAUCGCCGUGGCUUCAGUCUGAAGGUCGGUCCGGAGACGGGUGGGCGCGGCUCUCCCCCGGAGUCUCGGGGUGGCAGCCUUCCCGGGCCCCCCGGGCUCCGUGAGGGAUCAUGUCUACAGCCUCCGCCGCUUCCUCCUCUUCUUCGUCUUCGGCCGGUGAGAUGAUCGAAGCCCCCUCCCAAGUCCUCAACUUUGAAGAGAUCGAUUACAAGGAAAUCGAGGUGGAAGAGGUUGUUGGAAGAGGAGCCUUUGGAGUGGUUUGCAAAGCUAAGUGGAGAGCAAAAGAUGUUGCUAUUAAACAAAUAGAAAGUGAAUCUGAGAGGAAAGCUUUUAUUGUAGAGCUUCGACAGUUAUCCCGUGUGAACCAUCCUAAUAUUGUAAAGCUAUAUGGAGCCUGCUUGAAUCCAGUAUGUCUUGUGAUGGAAUAUGCUGAAGGGGGCUCUUUAUAUAAUGUGCUGCAUGGUGCUGAACCAUUGCCAUAUUACACUGCUGCCCAUGCAAUGAGUUGGUGUUUACAGUGUUCCCAAGGAGUGGCUUAUCUUCACAGCAUGCAACCCAAAGCUCUAAUUCACAGGGACCUGAAACCACCAAACUUGCUGCUGGUUGCAGGCGGGACAGUAUUAAAAAUCUGUGACUUUGGUACAGCCUGUGACAUUCAGACUCAUAUGACCAAUAACAAGGGGAGUGCUGCUUGGAUGGCACCUGAAGUUUUUGAAGGUAGCAAUUACAGUGAAAAAUGUGAUGUCUUCAGCUGGGGUAUUAUCCUUUGGGAAGUGAUAACACGUCGGAAACCCUUUGAUGAGAUUGGUGGCCCAGCUUUCCGUAUCAUGUGGGCUGUUCAUAACGGUACUCGACCACCACUGAUCAAAAAUUUACCUAAGCCCAUUGAGAGCCUGAUGACUCGUUGUUGGUCUAAAGAUCCUUCUCAGCGCCCUUCAAUGGAGGAAAUUGUGAAAAUAAUGACUCACUUGAUGCGGUACUUUCCAGGAGCAGAUGAGCCAUUACAGUACCCUUGUCAGUAUUCAGAUGAAGGACAGAGCAACUCUGCCACCAGUACAGGCUCAUUCAUGGACAUCGCUUCUACAAAUACCAGUAAUAAAAGUGACACUAAUAUGGAGCAAGUUCCUGCCACAAAUGAUACUAUUAAACGCUUAGAAUCAAAAUUGUUGAAAAAUCAGGCAAAGCAACAGAGUGAAUCGGGACGUUUAAGCUUGGGAGCUUCCCGUGGGAGCAGCGUGGAAAGCUUGCCCCCAACCUCCGAGGGCAAGAGGAUGAGUGCUGACAUGUCUGAAAUAGAAGCCAGGAUUGCUGCAACCACAGCCUAUUCCAAGCCUAAACGGGGCCACCGUAAAACUGCUUCAUUUGGCAACAUUCUGGAUGUCCCUGAGAUCGUCAUAUCAGGUAUCGGACAGCCAAGACGUAGAUCCAUCCAAGACUUGACUGUUACUGGAACAGAACCUAGUCAGGUAAGCAGUAGGUCAUCCAGUCCUAGCGUCAGAAUGAUCACUACCUCAGGACCAACCUCAGAAAAGCCAACUCGAAGUCAUGCAUGGACUCCUGAUGAUUCCACAGAUACCAAUGGAUCAGAUAACUCUAUCCCAAUGGCUUAUCUUACACUGGAUCACCAACUACAGCCUCUAGCACCGUGCCCAAACUCCAAAGAAUCUAUGGCAGUGUUUGAACAGCAUUGUAAAAUGGCGCAAGAAUAUAUGAAAGUUCAAACGGAAAUUGCAUUGUUAUUACAGAGAAAGCAAGAACUAGUUGCAGAACUGGACCAGGAUGAAAAGGACCAGCAAAAUACAUCUCGUCUGGUACAGGAACAUAAAAAGCUUUUAGAUGAAAACAAAAGCCUUUCUACUUACUACCAGCAAUGCAAAAAACAACUAGAGGUCAUCAGAAGUCAGCAGCAAAAACGACAAGGCACUUCAUGAUUCUCUGGGACCUUUAAAUUUUAAAAUAUGCAAAGAAAGACUUUUUUUUUUUUUUUUAGGAAAAGAAAAACCCUUAUAAUGACAAUUCAUGAGUAUUAGCUUGGGGCGUGUUCUGAAUGCCAACUGCCUGUAUUUGCUGCAUUUUGUUUCAUCGUUAAUUUUCUUUUUCUUAUGGUGGACAUGCAAUUCAACUGUCUCCUUGCAUAACAUGGGGCAUCUGUGACUUGAAUAAGCAGCAGUUCUCAACUUCAAAACAGCUGCAGUGAACCAUGGCUGUAUAUGCAUGCUCAUUGUGUGAAGGCUAGCCUAACAAAAACGGGGUAUCAAACUAGCUGCUAUGUGCAAACAUCGUCUUUUUUUCGAGGUGGAACCUCAAGAAUGAUUUUGUUCUUGUAUCUCAUCUCAAAAAACAAUUUUUUUUCCAAAAGAUGGUAUAUGCCAAGUUAAAGACAGGGUAUUAUAAAUCUAGAAUAAUCAGUGGUACAUUAUAGAAAUGCAGAACAUUUAAGGAUAGUUGCAAGUGAGGGCUCUGAUGCCAGCAUCCUUCAAUCAGUACUGAACUUAGUUCCAUCCACAAAAUAUUUAAAGGUAAGUGGUGGUUGCUGUAUUUAACGAAAACAUACUUCAUUGGACUAAAAUCUGACUAUGAUACAUUGAACAAAAUGGAACCUUUUUUUUAAGAUAUAAAGAUUUUAAUUUUGUGAUUGAGUGUAUGUGUGUUGAAACUGUAAAGAUUUUAUCACUCUAAUAGUAAUAUCUCUUAAAUGAAAUUAAAAGGUAAAUGAACACGAUCCAGCUUAAAUGAUCAUUCCUUCCUGCAAUGAUUAUUGGAUUGUUUUAGUUUAUAUUUGAAAAACUAAAGAGAAAUAAUUGAAAAUGGAAAUAAUUGCUCCAGCUAAAAGGCUUGGGCUUAGAUUUCUUUUAUGAUACCAAAAGAGUAAAAAACCUGGCAAAUCAGGAGAAGUUAGUAAGGAAAUUAAAGAAAUAAAUACAAAUUCAUGAAGUAUACUAUCUAUGAGCAUUGGAGUAAUUGAUUUUCCUUGCAAGCCCAUCCUAGAAUGCCUGCUGCCUUUCAACACUUUUAAGGGAAUUUCAACACUUAUAAAGAGAAAAUUUAUAUUGUUAACAAUAACUUUGCUACCAACUUUGAAAAUAAAGGUAAUAAAUUCAUUGAAAUAAUAGACUAUAUAAGCUCUAUUUUUUCAGUUGGUAUUAAAAUAAAUCACAUUUUGAUACCAGUACAAGGUGUCUUUUAAACAAGGAUGUCAUCAACUUCAUUUUUAUAGCAUUAAUGUUUUAUGAAGAGAAAAUUAAAAAUGGAAGCAUAAUUGCUGUGAUUAUUAGAAUUACAUCAUGAUUGUAUUGUAGUUUUGCUCUGUUUCAGAUAAGCAAGUUGAUCUAAGAAGUUAUCAAAACUAUUCUUAAAAAUGCUAAAGCGGGUAACUUUUUCUUCUGUUAUUUUUUUCUCCUCCUUCUGAGUUUUAUAAUGUAUUCCUGUGUAUACAAGCAAUAAAGGUAAAAGACAGUUUGUACUAAACUGUGUCAUUUUUAGCUUCCUCAAAAUCUGUUACCAGAAAGUUUCCAGUAAAUAAACGUCUACCAUUACUUUAUUUAAAUAAAAGAAAGGGCUGUCAUUCCCAAACAAUUUGAUUACCUAACUGAAAGUAUACUGUCUGAACACAUCAAUAGUAAAAUAAAAUUGACAUAGAAAAGAACUGUAGAGUAAGGAAAAGUAUAACCCAUUCAUAGCAUUGCUGCUUGUGAUAUGUGUGUGUCACUCCACCAAAAGGGAUCUAGUCAGUGCUCAGAGACUUUUCUGGUUAUCUCAGAGCAUGAGAUAUUCAAGUGUGGAUGCUAAUGGUUAACCUUUCCGUUAGGAUUUAGCAUUAUAGAUUUCAGAUUUUAUUUCUAGUCAUUAAUGUGUUUUUGCUAUAUAUUACAUACUUAAAGGGAAAAUUUAUUAUUAUUACAUGUAAUCACUUUAUAAAAAUCUCAAAUAGGAAAAUGGAAGAAAACAGUAGUGUUAAGUCAUGGUGCCAAAUGC
This is a messenger RNA of Enhydra lutris kenyoni (northern sea otter), 4036 nucleotides long. RefSeq names its product mitogen-activated protein kinase kinase kinase 7. The record is from RefSeq and is a predicted model, not a curated record. Gene Ontology annotation, biological process: protein phosphorylation; positive regulation of canonical NF-kappaB signal transduction; JNK cascade. NCBI's taxonomy places the organism in Eukaryota, Metazoa, Chordata, Mammalia, Carnivora, Mustelidae. Bases 172 to 1992 code for a protein of 606 amino acids. Gene Ontology annotation, molecular function: MAP kinase kinase kinase activity; ATP binding; magnesium ion binding. The transcript has 17 exons.